This is a messenger RNA of Dicrocoelium dendriticum, 3787 nucleotides long. Lineage: Eukaryota; Metazoa; Platyhelminthes; Trematoda; Plagiorchiida; Dicrocoeliidae. The record is from the annotation of a GenBank genome assembly.
AAUCACGGGAAAUAGACAGGGCUAGGACACGUAUUAAUGACAAAUAGAUUCGGAAUCACAAAUGACACUGAUUUACACAAAAUACGACGGAUAAACACGACUUUACUACUGUAAAUAACGAAGAAAACCAGUCUAAGACAGCCGCAAGGCAUCAGACACUAUGGAACGACAGAGUAGCUGUCGAAAACAGACAACCAUAUAUAACUGGAUAAUCAAAAACCACAAAGAAUACCUAUAGUUGUACAUUUGAAGAAAAAAUUACGAUUUGUAACAGAAAUACUGAACAAACUGGCCUGGGUGCACAGCGACUUAUUUCGAACCGGCCGCCGUGACCGUGUGCAACAAUAGCCAAUUGUCUGACUUCCAAUGAUCAGUAUUGAGUAUCUCGACUUUUCUGGCCAUCACAGUGGAAGCUGCUCCUGUCAAUCUUUGACGCUUUUCCACCAAGUUCCUUGUUAGCACUGGGACAAUGAAUUUCGCAUUUACACGAAUUUCAGUUGCCUGGCUCCGUUGUUAAAAGGCACUAGCCCCUGGAUACGCUCGUUUCACGCUCUCGCCAGCUCUUGGUAUGCACUGUAUUUCACUACCGUUCUGCUUUAUGGUUGAUGAAUGUACGGCUUUUGUUUCCUGUUUCGGCCUGCAUCCUUUAUCUAACUUUUUAGCUAAGUCCUUUGAACUAUAAUGACACGCGACUGGAGUUGCGAGUUGGAUCAUUUGUUGGAGACGCAAGAUGACAUCGAGAAAGAGAUGGCUGCUGAUAACAAAAUGGAAAAGGGGAUUUUAGCUCCAUCUUCAGAGGGGUCCUUCAGCGGUGCUUUUGCGCAAAAUUACCGAGCCAGUUCUUUCACCAAUCUAAGAUCCGGUGAAACCAAUAAAAGACUGAACACCGAAGUGUGCGCGUCUGAAGAUUUGACUGUUUCCAAUCGCGGCCCAAACAAACGCUUUAGACCUAAUUCACCAUGUAGCCUGGAAUCCUCUGUCGAGUUUGUACAUAAUCCAACGCUACUGAAGCGUAUUCCUCUUAACGGCGAUUACUUAUCCGUUACUUUUACUGAUGGGACCAGAUAUUAUUUGAAAAUGACCGACACUUUGACCGAAUUUCCAACUCAUUUCGAACGGUAUGAAGCCUCUGGGCUCAUCGAAGAGGCUGAGCACAUCUUGAAAUCUAGGUUCGAGUCCCAGUUGACUCCUCAGUUUGGUUUAACUGAGGCAUCUUAUGGAUCGAAAGAGCUUUGGACCACAAAAUAUGCUCCUAAAAGGUACACAGACCUUAUUUCGAAUGAGGCCCUCAAUCGAGCUUUACUGCGAUGGUUGAAGUCAUGGGAUUCCUGCGUAUUCGGCUCUGGUUCUGCCGAUCGCCCAACUGCUUCAUACAACAAAGCAAAUGCUAAUUUCCGAACAGCCGCGCAAUCGAUGGACUGGUGCGAAGAUUUGGAGCGGAUGGCUAGUGAAAUCGAUCCCCGCGACGGGCUGCCUCGUUAUCGAGUGGUCUUGCUCUCCGGGUGCCCAGGAUUGGGCAAGACCACUGUGGCGCAUUUGUUGGCACAACACGCUGGUUAUCAGGUAGUCGAAGUCAACGCAAGUGACGAUCGGACGGUGUCGAGUUUUCGAGAUCAGUUGGCCGCUAUUGUCUCAAGCACAUCAAGCUUGAAUAUCGCUUCGGGAGAUCCUCCAGGCCAAAUGUCUUCCUUCAAACCAUGUUGUCUUGUUUUGGAUGAAAUCGAUGGUGCGGUGCCGGGCGCGGUUGAACUCUUGGCCGCAGCCGCCUCUACCACAAUUCGUCCCAGCACAGAACGUCGCGCACGAAGUAAACGCACUUCUCCACUUGUCCUCCGUCGACCUGUGAUAUGUAUAUGUAACGAUCUUUACUCCUCGUCGGUUCGACCUCUUCGCGCGCCUGGUGUUCCUUGCCUGGUUCUACGCUUUCCCAAUGUAGAGUUAGGACGUCUGGUCGCUAGGUUGAACUGGAUCGCUUUUCAAGAGAACUUUGUCGUGGACAAGCUUCUAUUAAUGCAUCUGGCCGAAGUGUGCGAUCGAGACAUCCGAUCUUGCCUGAAUGCAAUGCAGUUCCUCAGCUCACAGCUUGCACGCGACUCCUCCAGUUGUGAACCAAAAAAGCUAUACCUAGAGGAUACCUCUGCACUUGUCGGUCUGGCGGGCGGCAUAAAGGACAUGCAAAGAAGCCUUUUCGAGGUGUGGAAGGCCGUGUUCACUAUCCCCGCUCCAAGACUAUUGACUGGUCUGAUGGAAAGACGCACACGAUUUCGGUGCGGGAUACAAGGGAACCGUGUUGGCCAAACUUCCUCAGGUCGUUCGCAUAGUGACGGCGACGCUUCUCUCUCGGCUCGUCUGGACUACGUGCUUGAUAUGGCUAAUGCUGCCGGUGAUAUGACUACAGUGGCAAUGGGCAUCUUUGAGAAUUAUUUGAAUACUCGGAUGAAAGAUGCCAGUUUGAAUGUGGCUCGCCGAGCUUCCGAAUGGUUCAUCUAUCACGAUAGGCUAUUUAAGCGUAUUCAUUCGCAUUCUGACUACAGCCUGCUGCGCCAUCCUUCUAUACUUCCUGGUUGGUUCCAUCUGGCACUUGCUACACCCCUGGGCCUUUCCUCGGCACCUGGGGUCGGCGCGAAAUCCUUGGGCAUACGUUGGCCGUCGACGCAUUCUGAAGCGAAUGCAAAGCAGUCUCAGUGCAACUCGGUUCUGGAUCAGCUUUUAACCAAUCAGUGGUCAAUGGCGCCCAGCACGUUACGAACGACUCGGGAGGAUGCUGCAGUGAUUAGUACAUCUAGCAGUUUUCGAUUUUUACCGCGCCGAACAUUCGUACUGGAUGUCGCCCCAUUAGCCAUCAGUUUGCUGUCACAAAUCUCUUCAAAUGUGCGCUCGUUAAACGCUCAAUUGUAUAGCCAACAAGAAAAAGCUCAUCUUAAAUACUUCGUCGAUGUUAUGCUCAACCUGGGGCUCGAUUGGUCACCGCAGCCGAACACUGAGACUGGUGAAAUCGACUUUCAACUGGAGCCUCCUCUAGACAUGGUUACACACUUGGGAAAUACUUGCAGUCCUAUGCGAUGUAUUCCACACGCAAUCAAACAGCUGCUCCAUCGUGAACUUAAUCUGGAGCGUGUUAGGCGGUCAGCGCGUUUAUUGCGAUGGACCGAGACUACACCCGGAGACAGACUGGCACCUCCGGUUUCUGAACCUCUUGUUAAGACUGGUCCUAUCGAACCUCCGGCCGGCACACCAGCGUUUUCUAAAAAGAUAAUGAAAGAUUUUUUUGGAAGACCAGUAGAGGAAAAAUCAAGGCUUCAAAAGGUGGAGACGAGCGCUGGCACCACCGUUGAUCACCAAAGCUGUCUGGGCCAAACAAUCUACUAUCGCUUCCGUGAAGGCUAUUCGAACGCAGUUCGAAGACCGGUUACUUUGAAGCAGUUUUUGUGAUAUGGUACACCAUCCGCAAACUGCUCCAGUUCCAUCUAGUGUGCACAUCGUGUGUCAGUUCGCAACACGAGCCACACCAUUCUGGUCGAUGUACAGCUGUCUUCCAUGUGUACAUGCUCGUCUUUUGAUAUUUGGGCGUUAACUUCGUUUAUAUAGAACUUUUUAUAUAAAACUGUCCCUUUAUUUUGGGUAUUUUGUUUGCCCUUCAUUUCGCACAUCUACCAUGAUCCCGCAAUAAACAGGAACCCAAGAGUCAUCACACAUUUGUUCUCUGACUUUUCUGCCAGAUGCCAAUCUUACUCCCCCCCCAUUGGCAAUCGCGUAGACUAUUGCUGCAGACCAUGCAUACUGGAUG